UCCAAUUAUGAAGACAUGCUGUAUUCUCAAUAAUGUAGGUACAUAGAUAACAAGGUACUGGUGCACCUUCUAAAAAAUAUUGUUUCACGAUGGGGGUUGAAGUAUAUCUCUUGUUUUGUCUUGUGUUUAUAUUCAUUAUUUCAUUUUGUGGCCUCUUACAGAAGAUUAGACAGUCAUAUGAAAGGGAAAGAAUUAUAGCAGCACGAUUUCGAGCGGAGAGACUAGCCCGGCAACGUUCAACUCAAGUAGAAAACUCAGAUGCUUAUAUUAACAGGACGUUCGUUGAGGAGUUUGAUUCCUUUUCCGGAGUUUUCCCGACAGCCCCACCACCUCCUUAUGCACAUAUAGAACAGCCUCCAAAAUAUGAAGAUAUAGUAAAAACCCAACCUGAGAUAACCGUCAGAUAUGAUGCAGCGCAAGAAAGAACAGUAGUGAAUAUUCCAGAUCCUCCCCCUUACACAAUUUCUACAUAAAAUUGUAAAGAAUUAUAAUUAUUGAGAUUAUACAAUUAUUUUUUAUAAUUCUGAGAUCUUAUAAAGCUGAGAUCCAACGGAACGUGACGUGGCACGCCAAGAGAAAAUAUGUAAUAGAAAAAGAUAAAAAUUAAAGACAUGAAUCAACGCAAUAGUCCAAGUAAUGAAGCUUAAAAUAGGACAAAGCCACGGAAUUUUUAGAGAAUGGAUCGAUUUGCUUGAAAAUUUGAGAAUAGGUAAUGGAUAGUCCAAGGAUCAAAAUCUACAUGAUGUCGAAAGGCGCUUUUACCAUGGGGGUGGUUGCCACCCCAUCUAGGGGAUGGAAAUUUUUUAUUAUAUUUUGACCGCAAAUGUUGGUAAAAACAUUCAUUCUAAGCAAAAAACGUUUUAUUCAUUUUUUUGAUAAAAUUAAAAGUUUUCAAUUUAUUCGCUAUCGAAAGUGUUAAUUUUAUAACGAAAAAACCAUUGCCUGUCUGCUAAUAACUCCAAAAGUUUUCGUUUUCUCAAAAUAACUUUAUUUAACAAAAAUGUACUUUUUAAAAAAAUAAACAGAAGAGUUUUUUUUUAAUUUCCUUUAAGACCAAUAGUAAUCGAGAUAUACUCGAGAUAUUAUAUGUUAGCUCUUCUUCGUCAAAUGCUAAAUAUUGUUGUUUCAAAGUCAAAAGACGGGAAAGCUAUGCAAUUUUCGAGUAUAACUUGUUCAAACUAAUUUAAAGUAUUUAAAAAUAUCUAUCUUCAGAAAUAAAAAAAGUAUCUAGCUUAAAAAUUAAGUGACUUAGAAUGAAAAGAAUGUCAGUCCCUAUUUUUUUUUCAGCGAAAAAGUGAUCGGAAGCAACCUCCUAAUCACCACCCUAAUUAAAAUUAGUCAUUGACCUUAUUUGGUCUUCCUAUUUAUGUAUUAUUAAUAGGAUCUAGAAGUUUGAGCGGCUUAUAAUGAUUAGUUUUUAAAAAAAUGGAGUUAAAAGCGAAUAACGAAUUUUUGUAGUUUGGAAAAAUGACGUUUUCUUCAGAAUAGAAAGAUUAGCAUCAGAGAUACGAAAAAAUGUUUAAAUAUGAAAUUGUAGCUUGUUUAAUUUUCAAGAACUUGGUUUGCAAAAUUUUUUUCUACGGUAAAAAUUAAGUGAUGUGUUGACAAUUAAAACUUGUAAUAACAUGCAAAAACCACCUUUACUAACCCUUUCAAAGUCACCUCUUUUUGCUACUCAGUAUUUUAAAAAGAUUUAAUAAUAGUAGGCUUAUAGAUCUUGUAAAAUCAUCUUCUUCUUCAGGUGCCAUCUCCGCUACGGAGGUUGGCAAUCAUCAUAGCUAUUUUAAUUUUUGAGGCAGUAGCUCUAAAUAGUUGUUUUGAGCUGCAUCCAAACCAUUCUCUGAGGUUCUUCAACCAUGAAAUUCGUCUUCUUCCGAUGCUUCUUCUGCCAUCUAUCUUUCCCUGCAUUAUGAGUCGUAGGAUGCCAUACUUAAAUAAAGAGUACAGUAAUAAGAGGAGUAAAAUCAUACAAAAUUCUUUUUUACCAAACUUUCCAAGAUAAAAAAUAAAAAAGUUACGGUUAAAAAAUCGAUAUAUUUUUUUGAAAAAAUAAGGGGAAAUCCAAUUGGAAGCAUAAUAUUGUAAGUUAGCGGCGUUUUUAGUCAUUGGCCUCAGUCAUUCUUCUUUAUUUAUGCACUGAUAAUAGAUUCUAGAAGUUUGACUGGCUUAGACUGACUAGUUUUAAAAAACUGGAGCUAAAUCCGAAUAACGAAUUUUUGUAGUUUGGUAAAAAAUGCCAUUUUCUUCAGAAUAUAAAGAUUAGCAUCAGAGAUACAAGAAAAUGUUUAAAUAUGAAAUUGUAGGUUAUUUAAUUCUCCGGAACUUGGUAUAAAAAAAAUUUUUCUACAGCAAAAAUUGAGUGAAUCGUAAAUGAGUAUUAUCGAAAUACAUUGAUUUUUUCGAUAUAAAACUAACACUUUCGAUAACGAAUAAAUCGAAAACUAUUGAUUUUAUCAAAAUAAUGUAUAGAACAUUUUUUGCUUAGAAUGAAUGUUUUUAUCAAAUUUUGCGGUAAAAAUAUAAUAAAAAAUUUCCACCCUCGAAAUGGGGUGGCAACCACCCCCAUGGUAAAAGCGCCUUUCAGGAUUAUAUAUAUUUUGAUCCUUGGACUAUCCACUACUUAUUCUCAAACUUUCGAGCAAAUCGAUCCAUUCUGUAAAAAUUGCGAGGUGAAAAGCUUCGGUUCCUGGACGACAACGUGCAAUAGCGUUAUUACCCUCAAUAUUUGAGAUUUGCAAUGCUUGGGCUAGGACAGAACUAUUUAUGGUCGGCGUGGAUCUGCGCGAAGUCUUCUGUCGUUUAUCGGUAAAUGAACAUGGUUCAAAGGAAGUCAGAAGCUGAUACAGACUAGGUACAUACUCCUCCAACCCUUUUAACUCUGCUAGGAACAAUCAGUGCCUUGGUAAUUUUACUAUGGAGUGGUCUAGCGACCGACGUUCUGUUUGAAUUUUUAUCAUCGUGUAAAUUAACCAACUAACUAAAAUUUCUACCGCCAACACUGGUGGUGCACCCUCGAUAUUAGAGGGGAUACGUUCCAUCGAAAUGGUCCGAUCAUAUUUAUCAAAAUGUAAAUGUUUAUUAAUCUCAGAAUAAUAUGGGGCGUUAACUGUGCUCUCUUUUCUUUUCACCAUUAUCUAUUUUCUAUUUCUCUUUGCCAACGUGAACUGGCAAAGAGUGCCACGCCACAUUCUAUGGGAUCCCGUCUUAAUGCAGAUUAUUAUUUUUCUUAUGCAAACAUAUUUAUUUUAAUAGUAUUUAAGGUAGGUUUAAUAAUAACAGCAAUGACUAUUGUAUUACGUAGAUAUAUAAUAUAUUCUUUAAGUUCUGUAGAUACAAUACGAAAUGUGCAGGUAGCUAUUAUUGUUUUUUGUUUUUUGGUACAAAAUAUUUUAAAUUACUUCUAACAACAUAAAUAUAUAAUGAGGAUUCCUUUUAGAGAAAAGAAGUAAAAAGAAAUACUUCGCACAGAUUUAUAGGUGUGCUUUAUCAGUUCUUCAUCAAUUAUACGUUAAUGGUCUCGAUUUAACAAUGAUGUAAGUACUCUUUCAGACUAAGACAGUCUGAGACCGAUGUGCGCCCCCGGUUUUCAAUUGCCCCAAAGCAUUGGUAAGCCACUAAAAUCAGCCAGACACUAGGAAGUGGCUCGUCUGUAGUCGUUCAUUUAAAACCAUGCUUUGCUGCAAUUUGGCGGACACCGGUGUCAGACACCAGUGUCUUAGUCAGAAAGGGUACUAAAUCUCCAUACCUAUUCAAAAGUAGAUAAUACAAAUAUUUCAUCAUCAUUCUCUUUGCCUUAUUCCUAUGCGGGGCCGGCUUCCCUAGUUGCAUUUCUCCACACAAUUCUAUCUUGGGUCAUAUCAAUGUCAAUCCCCUUUACCAACAUGCCCUGCCUUAUCGUCUCCCCCCAGGUCUUCUUUGGUCUUCCUCUCCUACUCCUUCCAGGAAUCUGCACUUCAGCUAUUCUUCGUAUUGGGUGAUUAACGUCUCGACGUUGAACAUGACCAAACCAUCUUAACCUAUGCUCUCUCAUUUUGGCAUCAAUUGGUGCCACACCUAGACUUCCCCUAAUAUACUCAUUUCUAAUUUUAUCCUUCUUUGUCACUCCACUCAUCCAUCUAAGCAUUCUCAUUUCCGCUACAUGCAUUCGUUGUUCCUCUUUCUUCUUCACUGCCCAACAUUCAGUUCCGUACAUCAUAGCCGGUCUUAUGGCUGUUUUAUAGAAUUUUCACUUCAGCUUCAUUGGAAUUUUUCUGUCACACAACACACCACUCGCUUCUUUCCACUUCAUCCAUCCAGCCCUAAUUCUACUGCAUGCAUCUCCAUCUAUUUCUCCAUUACUCUGUAAUACCGAUCCCAGGUAUUUAAAACUAUUGCUUUUUACAAUCAGUUCACCAUCCAAAGAUACCAUUUUAUUUGUAGUAAUUCCAUCUUUAAAUAAACAUUUCAAAUACUCUGUUUUUGUCCUACUAAGUUUUAAACCUUUUUCCUCCAGAGCUUGCCUCCACUGUUCCAGUUUUUGUUCUAAGUCUCUUUCGCUAUUUCCUAUUAACACGACAUCAUCAGCAUACAUUAAGCACCAUGGAAUGUUAUCCUGUAGUUUCGCUGUUAUCUGGUCCAAAACUAAUGAGAGUAAAUACGGACUAAGCACAGAGCCUUGGUGCAAUCCUACUUUCACAUGAAAUUUAUCAGUCUCUCCACACCUGUCCUAACACUAGUCGUUACUCCCUCAUACACAUCGCUCACAAUCUUUACAUAUUCACCAGGGACUCCUUACUUAUUUAGUGCCUACCACAGAAUCUCUCGAGGAACUCUAUCAUAAGCUUUCUCAAGAUCAAUGAAUAUCAUAUGAGCGUUUGUUUCUUUACUCCUGUAUUUUUCCAUCAACUGCCUUAUAAUGAAAAUUGCAUCUGUUGUUGAUCUGACCUGCAUAAAGCCAAAUUGAUUCUCGCCAAUUUCGGUCUCUUUACUUAUCCGUCUAUCAAUUACUCUUUCCCUAGAUAAUACAAAUUUCCUCUAGAUAAUACAAAUAUUUAUUUAAUUAAAAUACAAAUCUAAGUUAACAUCCUCCUUCUCUAUCUUUUAUCCUUCGUAAGGAUGUAGUGGCGUCAUGUAAUUUGUUUGACUAUUUCUGUCCAAUUAUUUCACUCCUGUGUGUGUUGUUUUGCUUCGGAGAAUGAGUAAACAGUGAUGCCUUUUAUUUGGUACGACCAUCGUACUGGAAAUCUUCCUCUGGAUCUUUUUCCCUCUACGUUGCCUUUAACUCUCAUUCGUUCUUUGCCUGCUCCUCUUCUAGUUAUAUGUCCAAAAUAUCUCAGUACAUUUUGGUUGAUAGUUAUUGUGAGUCUAGUUUUUAUGUUAAGUUUUGUUAGUAUUGAAUUAUUUUGUGCGAUGUGUGGUCCAUGGUAUGCGCAACAUUCUACGGUACACCUACAUUUCAAAUGCCAUUAUACGCUUCAGAUCGGCUUUUUUUAUGGUCCAAGUUUCUGAAGCGUAGGUGGCGAUAGGAAAUAUUAAUGCUCGAACAAGGCUUAAUUUUGUUUUGUAAUGUCAGUGUUCUUCCAUGUUUUUUUGAAUUUGACUGUUGCCGAUCUCACCGUUGUGAUGCGUCGAAGGUCUUCGCAUCUUGCCACUUUGUAAGCUACCUUGCUUCUUAUUUCUGUUUGGUUGUUUCUGAUUCUAUCAAUGAUCAUUACUUUGGUUUUCGGUAUAUUUAUUUUCAAACCAUAUUCCGUACUCACCCUACCUAGCCUGUUCAUAAUUUGCUCCAGUUCUUCUGGUGAAGACGCCAAUAUAACAAUAUCAUUAGCAUAACGUAGGUUUUGAUUUUUCUUUCCCCUAUAUUUGACCCACUUUGCCAUUCCUUGCCAGUUAAUAUACAGAUAUUAAAAAAUUUCAAUUGAUAUAUUGGAGAAAAAAAAGAGUCGCAAAAAAUCCUCGGUACAAUAAUUAUUUUUUAAUGUCAUAGACAUAUGAAAUUAUAAUGUUAUAUUAUUGUUAACAUUUCCGUUGCUCAAAAGCAAUACGCGUUAAAUCCAAAGAUGCAACUUUCGAGAAAACAGCAAAAAAACUUUUGUUGCUUCUUAUCUGUUUAAGCUUUAAGUUUAAGUUUAAGUAAACUAAAUUAAGUAAAAAAAAACUACUUGUUACAUAGGUACUAAAGGCAUUGGUUUUUACUUUAAAAGCGACUUUUACCUGUUUUGCUUUUGAAAUUUGGAUUUUUGCUUUUAUGUUGGAUUCUGAGCAAUUUGCACAUUAUUAGUAAAAAAUUUUUGUUCCAUUUUAAAUUUGUAUAUAGUAUUUUGUAUAUAAAAUAGUAUAUAAAAGUAAAGAACGUCGUUUACUUUAUUUAAAAAAUAAAUGUCAUUUCUAUUGUUAAUGAUCAUCAUGACAAUCAUUAGAAUCUUGAAAAGUUAGUGUUUCUUCACUUUUGUCAUACACAUAUAUAGCAUAAUUAAGUACUAUAUCAGACAAUUGUGUCAACAACUCACUCAUGCAUUCAAGGGCGUUUUCUUAAAACUGCAAAAGUAUACGCCAGACCUAAGUGAUUUAUUGUCAUCUGGUCAGAGGGAAGAAACAUAAACAGAUUAUCGUUGUGGUUUCCUUUUUAGUCACGACACAGCUGGUGAACGAUUCACACACCAAUCAUUCGGCUUUUUUCCGAAACAAAGCGCAAUACCCUUUGUUACCAAAAUAAAUAAAAUAUUUACCGUUCGUUUUGUUACAUUCAUUUCAAUCAAUUCCGUCAACAUCACCACCGGAAUAUUGUGAAGGGGGUAUACAGCAUUACGCUAUAAAUACUAUUUCUGCUAAUUUUAUUUUUUCUUAAUUUUAAUUAUUAUUUCUCAAAAUCGAAACGACGUUAGUCAUUCAAAAUUCACAUGCAAAUAAAAACGGAAUGUAUCCUUCAAGAUCUGUUUUCCGUUUGUGCGGUGUAACAAACUGCACCCUCAUAAAUUAAGUACUACAUCAGACAAUUGUGUCAACAACCCACUAAUACAUUCAAGGGCGUUUUCUUAAAACUGCAAAAGUAUACGCCAGACCUAAAUGAUUUAUUGUCAUCUGGUCAAAGGGAAGAAAUAUAAACAGAUAAUCGUUGUGGUUUUCUUUUUAGUCACGACACAGCUGGUGAACGAUUCACACACCAAUCAUUCGUCCCUUUUCCGAAACCAAGCGCAAUACCUUUUGUUACCAAAAUAAAUAAAAUAUUUACCGUU
Molecule: messenger RNA, 7214 nt
Organism: Diabrotica virgifera virgifera (western corn rootworm)
Lineage: Eukaryota; Metazoa; Arthropoda; Insecta; Coleoptera; Chrysomelidae
Exons: 3
Coding region: 90-473 (127 amino acids)
Source: RefSeq, a predicted model, not a curated record